Molecule: messenger RNA, 1528 nt
Organism: Myripristis murdjan (pinecone soldierfish)
Lineage: Eukaryota; Metazoa; Chordata; Actinopteri; Holocentriformes; Holocentridae
Gene: hprt1l
Product: hypoxanthine phosphoribosyltransferase 1, like
Exons: 9
Coding region: 276-923 (215 amino acids)
Biological process (GO): GMP salvage; guanine salvage; IMP salvage
Cellular component (GO): cytosol
Molecular function (GO): hypoxanthine phosphoribosyltransferase activity; magnesium ion binding
Source: RefSeq, a predicted model, not a curated record
CAAGUGGUGAUUGUGAUAGUAGUAGUGGUGGUGCGCUGUGAGGCUCGGGUUUGCGUCGGGACUCGGGCAAAUCAGAUUACUGGGAAGGUAAACUGGAUUCUGACGUAAGGGUUUAAACCCCGGUGGAGCAGCAUCGCCUGCACUUGUGCUCGCUCACGGUGAAGUCAGCAGUCGGUGGGAGUCGCUCGGUGCAACAUCCAGUCAACAAGCCGUGUAUCCAGCGACCCGGGCAUGACUCCUCAAAUAUCUGUGUGAGCGAGCCGACGACUGGUAACAUGGCUUCCUGCCUGCAGAUCGCUGACGAUGAGAGAGGCCAUGAGCUGGAGCUUUUCUGUGUGCCCAAACAUUACGAGAAUGAUUUGGACAGGGUGAUCAUCCCCCAUGGACUGAUCAUGGACAGGACAGAGCGUCUGGCCCGCGACAUAAUCCGGGAUAUGGGGGAACACCACAUUGUGGCUCUGUGCGUCCUUAAAGGAGGCUAUAAAUUCUUUGCAGACCUGCUGGACUACAUCAAAGCUCUGAACCAGAACAGCGAUAAAUCAGUCCCGCUGACGGUGGAUUUCAUUAGGCUAAAGAGCUACUGUAACGACAAAUCAACGAACAACGUCAAAGUCAUAGGAGGGGAUGAACUGUCCAAUCUAUCGGGCAAGAAUGUUUUGAUAGUUGAGGACAUAGUGGAGACGGGGAGGACAAUGCAGACGCUACUUUCCCUGCUGAGUGAAUGUAAUCCCAAGAUGGUUAAAGUGGUAAGUCUUCUGGUGAAGAGAACCCCGAGGAGUUCAGGGUACAGACCAGACUACAUUGGGUUUGAGGUGCCGGACGCCUUCCUGGUGGGCUACGCUCUGGAUUACAACGAGUACUUCAGAGAUCUCAGUCACAUCUGCAUAAUGAACGAUCAAGCAAAGGAGAAGUACAAAGUGUGAGCAGAGCUCUGCAGAGGCAGUGAGUGAAUGACUGAACGAAGACUAGGACCACUGUGAUGAUGCUCCGUAGCUUCUCUUGUGUUUUGAAACUUAUUUAUUUUUCUACAUGGAAAAAAAAAAAAAAAAAAAGAAUCCACAAAAGGUGAACUUGUGGGUUGGGAAAUACUUAAAGGAAAUUUCUUUUUUCCCCCCUAUUGAAUGAGUGGGAUGAAUCAUUAUUAUUAUUGUUAUUAUUCUUAUGAUGAUUGGUUGGUUGUUUAAUUUUAAUUUAUUUAUUCUCUUAUCUGUAUAGCCUUUGUCGCUUAAACUGCGGUUUUGUCUUGGAGACUGUAAACAGAAUAUUCUCCUCAUUUCGAUCUCGCUCAUCAUUGUCACAGACGUCUCAGGCUGCUGCACUGUAAUUUUCACAUCCGAUGAACUGUCAGUGAAGUGUAAGUAGCCUUCACAGUUUGUACAAACCCUGCGUUUCUGUUUCGACUGCUGAUAUACCCACUCAUAUCUGCCAUGCAAUGACUGACCUGGAAUGUACUGUAAGAAUAUUUUAUUUCAUAUUAUGACAUGUUUUCAUUGAGAACCUGUUUACAACAAUAAAUCCUGUGAAUUGA